Molecule: messenger RNA, 882 nt
Organism: Arabis nemorensis
Lineage: Eukaryota; Viridiplantae; Streptophyta; Magnoliopsida; Brassicales; Brassicaceae
Source: the annotation of a GenBank genome assembly
AUGGAUUUGGCAAAAGUCUCUUCCUUUCUCAUUGUGAUUCUGUUUCUCAUCAAUGUCGCUUCCUCCACCACUUUCACCGUCGUUAACCAGUGUAACUACACCGUUUGGCCAGGACUUCUCUCCGGCGCCGGAACCACUCCUUUACCCACCACCGGUUUCUCUCUAGCCUCGUCCGAGUCACGACUCAUCUCAAUACCAGCCUCCUGGUCCGGCCGCAUUUGGGCUCGAACGCUCUGUAACCAAAACUCCACCACCGGAAAAUUCAAAUGCGUCACCGGAGACUGCGGUUCGUCCCAAAUCGAAUGUUCCGGCGCCGGAGCUAACCCUCCGGCUACUUUAGCCGAAUUCACACUCAACGGAGCCGGAGAUCUCGAUUUUUACGACGUUAGCCUCGUCGACGGUUACAACAUCCCGAUGACAAUUGUCCCUAACGGCGGAGUAACCGGAGACGGUAACUGCAAAGCCGCAGGUUGCGCGGUGGAACUAAACGGCGUUUGUCCGAGUCAGCUAAAAGUAACGGUUGAAGCGGACGGUGGAGUCGCUGUUGCGUGUAAGAGCGCUUGCGAAGCGUUUGGAACGCCGGAAUAUUGCUGUAGCGGCGCGUUUGGAACGCCGGACACGUGUAAGCCGAGUGAGUACUCUGGUUUCUUCAAAGAAGCUUGUCCAACGUCUUAUAGUUAUGCUUAUGACGACGGAACAAGCACUUUUACUUGCUCCGGCGCCGAUUACGUCAUCACUUUCUGUCCUCCUCCUUCUCCAAGGGGUGCAGCUCCGUAUUCCCAACUGGAGGGGUUUAGCAUUGCCGCCGCAGCUUCUCUGGCCGCGUCACCUACAUUCUCAGUUGCGUUUUCAUUAGGCAUUUUAGCUGUUGCGGUUUUUUAG